AUGGAUUCAACUAGACAGGUUUGUGGUUACUACGCAUUGAAGUUUUCCAAACUUCUACGUAGGCGUACUAUAAAAACUGCCAGGGAAGUGGCUAGGAUGGUUGUAAUUCAAAAGGCUCAACUUCUGCACCACUUCUCGGAAACAAUUGCUGGGGCAGCAACUAUCCGCUGCUUCGAUCAGGAAGAACAAUUCUAUACCAAAAAUCUUGGCCUUGUUGAUGACUUUUCACGCAUUUUCUUUCAAAUAUCAGGGUCGACAGUCGCUUGCAUGGACAGGCCUAAGGAUGGAUCUUUAGAAGAGGGUCAGGUCCGGGUCCUCUUUGCCCCUUUGAAACAUGAGAAAGUUGCUUCUAGAUUCUUAAGAAACUCUUUGGACAUCAUGCAUCAAGGGUUUGGGAGACGGAGUUUUGACCUGGAGUAUUUAUCGUUAACGGAGAUGCUGCUAUAUGCGGCAGAAUUGCACCGGAGGGGAGGAGCUCAAGGAUCUUCUCAAAGGAAAAGUUGUCCUCCGGUGUUAGAAUGCGCAAUGGAAUACAAAGACGAGCUUGAGCGCCAUCUCCUAAACAAGGAUGUGGAUGCAUUGAAAGUUGAUGAUCCCUUUACCAAGGCCGGCUUCUGGAGCAAAAUCACUUUCAGAUGGCUCAAUCCACUCUUUUCCAAAGGACAUAGAGAAAAACUUGAAGUAUAUGAUAUUCCUACUUUCCCUCAAUCAGCUAUGGCUGAUAAAGCUUACUCCUUGUUAGAAGAAUCUCUUCAGAAGGACAAGACUGAAACCCCAUCGUUAGCGAAAGCGAUUUUUUGUUCUAUUUGGGGAUCCCUGGCCUUGAAUGCUAUAUUUGCUGGGGUUUAUGCCAUUGCUUCCUACACAGGACCAUUUCUGAUUGCGAAAUUCAUUCACCUUUUAUCUUCUAAGGUUGAUGAUAGUAGCCAUUAUGGUUUUGUUCUUGCAUCUAUCUUUUUCGUGGCGAAGACAGCCGAAUCUCUUUCUCAGAGGCAGUGGUACUUUGGAGCUUGCCAAAUUGGGAUUAAGAUUCGUGCAGCCAUGUUGGCAUUGCUUUACAAGAAAUUGCUGAGGGUGAGGAGUGAUGGAGCAAGAAACGGAAAGAUUAUCAACUACAUUAAUACAGAUACUGAAAAAGUUGUGGAGUUCAUCCAACGCUUUCAAGAAGUUUGGUUGCUGCCAUUUCAAGUGAUGCUUGCAUUAAUCAUUUUGAUAAAACAUCUUGGCUGGAUCCCUUCGAUUCUGGCUGUUCUUGCUGCUGUUUUGAUUAUGGCGAGCAACACUCCUUUGUCAAAUUUGCAGAAAAGACUGCAAUCUAGGAUAAUGGAAGCAAAAGACCGUAGAAUCAAAGCAACAUCUGAGACUCUAAAAAGCAUCAAAGUCUUGAAGUUGCAUGCUUGGGAGCCUUCCUUUCUAGAUAAGUUGCUUCAUCUCAGAGAAACUGAAAGAGGUUGGCUGGUGAAAUUCCUGUACGCAAAGUCAGCAGUUGUCUUUCUGUAUUGGACUUCACCAAUUUUAAUUUCCUUAAUGACAUUCGGAGUUUGCACUAUAUUAGACAAAAAGCUUAGUUCAGGUUCAAUCUUCUCAGCUUUAGCCACCCUCCAACUGUUACAUGAGCCGAUUUAUAACAUGCCAGAGCUUUUUUCUGCUUUUGCACAUGCAAGUAUUUCAAUCAUUCGACUCCAGGAGUUCUUAAGAGAAGACAACCAAGAGAAAUCGAAGGCUAACAACUUGCCUCGGAAAAAGCAUUCAGCGAUUGAUAUUACCUCAGGAGAAUAUGCUUGGGAAACAAGCAACACAAACAUUUUGCAGCCAACAGUUACGAUUGGAGAAAACAUGAGAAUCAUGGAAAGCAACAAGGUUUCCAUUUGUGGAUCAGUUGGAUCUGGUAAAUCCAGCUUGCUUUUAAGUAUUCUCAGAGAGAUCCCUAGGAUAUCUGGACGUGGAAUUGAGGUUUUUGGUUCCACGGCCUAUGUCCCACAGACUCCAUGGAUUCAGUCUGGUACAACAAGAGACAACAUAUUGUUUGGAAACAAUAUGAACGAAGCAUUCUACAAGAACGUUAUCGAAGCAUGCGCGCUACAAGAGGACCUCGAGAGGCUGGCUCAUAAGGACUUCACAGUGGUGGGAGAGAGAGGAAUAACUUUAAGUGGAGGUCAAAAGCAGAGGAUUCAACUGGCUAGGGCAAUAUAUAGUAAAGCAGAUGUUUAUCUCCUGGAUGAUCCUUUCAGUGCAGUUGAUGCACAUACGAAGGCACAUUUAUUCAAGCAUUGUCUGAUGGGUCUCCUGUCUGAUAAGACUGUAAUUUAUGUCACCCACCAAUUGGAAUUUUUAGCUGCGUCAGAUCUUGUUCUGGUAAUGAAAGAUGGUAGAAUAGUUCAAUCAGGUGCAUACAAAGAUCUAGUUGUAAAACCACAAGGUGAACUUAACAGAUUAAUGGUUGCGCACUGUGAGUCUUUAAGCCAACUUAGCUCAACUCAGGGAAGUUCCAUAACUAGUGGAUCAAAUCUGGAAAAUCAAAAUCAAGACAGCAGAGAAACUAACAAACAAGUCAGUAAUGGGCAGUCCAUGCCGGUGGCUAAACAGGAGGAGAGGGGAAGUGGAAGAGUUAGCUGGAAAGCUUAUUCAAGCUUCAUUACUACUGCAUACAAAGGAGCUUUUGUUCCAGUUCUCCUCCUUUUUCAUGUUCUCUUUCAAGCACUACAAAUGGGAAGCAGUUAUUGGAUUGCAUGGGCAACUGAACAAGAGGACAGGGUCAGCAAAAAGCAAUUGCUAGGGAUAUUUGCUUUAGUUUCAGGUGCAAGCUCUCUUUUUGUUCUGGCAAGAGCACUAUUGUUAACAGUUAUUACCAUCAAGACCGCUCAACUUCUCUUCAUCGGCAUGAUGACAUCAAUUUUCCGAGCUCCAAUGUCAUUUUUUGACACCACUUCUUCAAGUCAAAUCCUUGACAGGUCUUCAACAGACCAAGCUACUGUGGACACCGAUAUCUCCUACAGACUAGCUGGAUUAGUAUUUGCACUAAUUCAGCUAAUCAGUGUCAUUUUCCUCCUGUCACAUGUGACAUGGCAGGUCUCCCUUUUAUUCCUCGCCAUCUUUGCAAUCUCAGCAUGGUAUCAUGUUUACUACAUAGAAACUGCCAGAGAACUUGCAAGGAUGGUUGGAAUUCAAAAGGCUCCAAUUCUUCACCACUUCUCAGAAUCAGUCACUGGCGUAGUAACUAUCCGAUGCUUCAGUCAGGAAAAAAAAUUCUACACCUCAAAUGUUAACCUGAUUAAUGACUUCUCACGCGUUGCCUUCUUUAAUUCGGCAACAAUGGAAUGGCUCUGCGUUCGGAUCAACUUUCUUUUCAAUCUUGGAUUUUUCGCUGUUCUUGUCAUCUUGGUGAGCAUACCAGGCUCAGCCACUAACACCAGCUUGGCAGGACUUGCAGUCACCUAUGGCCUAAAUAUUAAUGUUCUACAAGCUUGGGUUAUCUGGAAUGUGUGCAAUGUAGAGAAUAAGAUGAUAUCAGUUGAGAGAAUUCUUCAGUUUAGUCGGAUACCAAGCGAGGCACCUCCAGUGAUUGAAGAUAAACGUCCUAGAACAGAAUGGCCAGAGAUUGGUUGCAUCGAGUUCAGAAACCUCCAAGUGCGCUAUAGUCCUGAUCUCCCAUUAGUCCUCAAAGGAAUAACUUGCACCUUCCCAGGAGCAAAGAAGAUUGGAAUUGUGGGGAGAACAGGAAGUGGAAAAUCAACAUUAAUCCAAGCCCUAUUCCGGCUGGUCGAUUCAUCACAAGGACAGAUACUUAUUGAUGGAUUAGAUAUCAGCACAAUCGGAUUGCGAGAUUUGAGAUCCAAGUUAAGCAUAAUACCUCAAGAUCCCACAUUGUUUCAAGGAACAAUCAGGAGCAAUGUGGAUCCAGUAGAACAGCAUAACGAUUUCGAAGUCUGGGAGAUUCUGAGAAAGUGUCAUUUGGCUGGUAUAGUAAAGCAAGAUCAAAGGGGUUUAGAAGCACCAGUUGCGGAAGAGGGUCAAAACUGGAGUCUAGGGCAAAGACAACUAAUUUGCAUGGCAAGAAUACUGCUGCAGAAGAGAAAAAUUCUUGUUUUGGAUGAGGCCACUGCUUCCAUUGAUAUGGCAACUGAUAAUAUCAUUCAGAAAACAGUGAGCAAUGAAACAAACGAGUGCACUGUCAUCACUAUCGCUCAUCAGAUAACCUCUGUCAUCAGCAGUGACCUGGUUCUGUUUCUUGAUGAUGGAAAUGUUGUAGAAUGUGCAAGCCCAAGGGAGCUAAUGAGAGAUAGCUCGUCAGCUUUUUCAAAGCUGGUAAAAGAAUUCAGUGGGAACUCAUCUCAAAGCAAUGUUGUAGAAUGUGCAGGCCCAAGUGAGCUAAUGAGAGAUAGCUCCUCAGCUUUUUCAAAGCUGCAGUGUCUUAAGGGUCUCCUGUCUGAUAAGACGGUAAUAUAUGUUAGCCACCAAUUGGAAUUUUUAGCUGCAUCAGAUCUUGUUCUGGCGUACUACUUAAAAACUGCCAGGGAACUGGCUAGGAUGGUUGGAAUUCAAAAGGCUCCACUUCUGCACCACUUCUCAGAAACAAUUGCUGGGGCAGUAACUAUCCGCUGCUUUGACCAGGAAGAACAAUUCUACGCCAAAAAUCUUAGCUUGGUCGAUGACUAUUCACGCAUUUCCUUUCACAAUUCUGCAACAAUGGAAUGGCUCUGUGUUCGGAUAAACUUCCUAUUCAAUCUUGGCUUUUUCGUUGUUCUUAUAAUCUUAGUGACCGUGUCAGGCUCAGACACUAGCCCCAGCUUGGCAGGACUUGCAGUCACAUAUGGUCUAAAGAUUAAUAUUCUACAAGCUUGGGUUAUCUGGAAUGUCUGCAACGUUGAGAGUAAGAUGAUCUCGGUCGAGCGAAUACUUCGGUUUCGCUGCACAGCAAGCAAGGCACCUUUGGUCAUUAAAGAUAAACGUCCAGAACCAGAAUGGCCAGAGACCGGAUGCAUAGAAAUCAAAGACCUCGAUAGGCUUUGGGAUUUUCUUGCCGAAAAUGAUCUGAAUCCGAAUGCAUCUUUGGACAUUGAAUAUGUAAAUACAGAUGGCAAUGCUGCUGGAAAGAAGCAGCAAGACUGCAAGAUUAAUAUUAUAAACUUUUCAGAUGAUUCUAAGCAACUUUCUGAAGGUGUAAAGUGCCCAGAUGACGGGGAUGAAUCUUCAGAGUCUUUGGAGGAGGGUGAGCUGCCAAGAACUCAUCAUAAAUCUAUCAGAGAGUUUGAAGUGUCAGAAAUUGGUUGCGGGGAGUUCUUUAAGUGCACAUUUUCUAGAGUGGGGGCAUAUAGUGGAGAUUUGGGUGUUGGUGGUGAGAAUAGCAUCCAGCACAAGAAGAUUUACACAAGUGAGCCUUCUUUCUUAGUUUCUUAA
Dovyalis caffra is the source of this 5397-nucleotide messenger RNA. The record is from the annotation of a GenBank genome assembly. NCBI's taxonomy places the organism in Eukaryota, Viridiplantae, Streptophyta, Magnoliopsida, Malpighiales, Salicaceae.